This is a messenger RNA of Nannizzia gypsea CBS 118893, 1551 nucleotides long. RefSeq lists its product as hypothetical. Gene Ontology annotation, cellular component: membrane. The transcript is spliced from 4 exons. Bases 1 to 1551 code for a protein of 516 amino acids. Gene Ontology annotation, biological process: transmembrane transport. Gene Ontology annotation, molecular function: transmembrane transporter activity. The record is from RefSeq and is a predicted model, not a curated record. NCBI's taxonomy places the organism in Eukaryota, Fungi, Ascomycota, Eurotiomycetes, Onygenales, Arthrodermataceae.
AUGGCCCUGAACAACGAUAUCCUGGCCCCUUCUCCCCGGUAUGAUGACUCUCAGGACAAUUCUAAUACCAAAGAGGCUACACCAAAUUCACAGAAAGCCGAGAUGCCGCCCGAAGCACUUCUACAACACACCACACCAAGCAUUCUGAGAGAAAAUUUAUUCCUGAUUUUUAUAACCCUAACACAGAUGGUUCAAAUGAUUCCUCUGGGUGCCGGCAUCAACUCUGGUCUUGCAAUUGGGGAGUCGUUAAGGGCCUCUCCUAUAGAAUCCGUUUGGAUUGCCGCUUCUUAUCCUCUUACUCAAGGCACUUUUGUUCUCAUUGGUGGUCGAUUGGGAGCUGUGUAUGGUCACAAAAACAUUCUCAUGGUUGGCUGCAUGUGGUGGGUGCUGUGGGCUUUAUGUGGAGGGUUUUCUCCUAACCUGAUUGCUAUGUGUGUCAUGAGAGGCCUAUGUGGUAUAGGCGGCGGCUUGAUGACUCCAAACAUAGUGGCGUUAUUGGGAAUUACUUUUCCGCCAGGCCGGAAACGAAAUCUAGGCUUUGCUUUCUUUGGAGCAAUGGCGCCUGUUGGUGCUGCUGGUGGUAAUCUUAUCUCAGGAGUUAUCGUCCAGCUGACAGAUUGGAAAUGGCUCUUCUUCAUGCUAUCACUUUUAAGAGGUUUGCUAGGAUUUAUUGUUUACGGCGUCGCCAUGGUUGCAAUUCCAGCGGAUAAACCUGUUGAUCCCGACGGUGAAGUCGACUGGGUUGGUGCUUAUCUUGGGAUUGGUGCCCUUACGCUAUUCAACUUUGUAUGGAAUCAAGCGCCAUUGGUUGGAUGGGAGAGCCCUUACGAAAUUACUCUUCUUAGCCUAUCCAUCAUCCACUUCGCCGGCUUCGUAUAUUGGGGAAUGAAGGUCUCCAAACAACCAAUUAUUCCGUUCAAUAUCUGGAAAGCACCCUCAUUCGGCAUUCUUAUGAUUGCCAUAUUCCUCUCGUUCAUGAGCUUGGGUAUAUUCCUUUGGUACAUGAACGUCUACAUGAAUAUAAUCCGUGGAGAUACUCUGAUCCAAAUCGGCAUUCAAUACCUGCCGCUAACCAUACUUGGCGGUGCCAACGCCUUCUUCGCGGCUUGGCUCGUUCCUCGAGCACCCGCUCAAGUUAUUAUUGCCAUGGGUUGUUUGGCAAUGGUUGCAAUCAAUGCAUUGUUAGCUACUAUCCCGGCAGACUUAACUUACUGGGCAAUGGCAUUUCCAGCAAUAAUCCUGUCGUCAUUCACAAUCGAUUUGAUUGUCACGGCGGCUCAAAUAAUCACGAGCAAUACCGUAUCGAUGAAGAACCAGGGUAUUGCGGGGUCUUUGAUUGGCACCUUGCUCAGCUACGGUAUGAGCACAGGCCUAGGCUUUGCUGGGACAGUUGAGGUUAAUACAUUUGACGACGGGGAAAAUCUUCUCAAAGGCUAUCAUAGUGCUGCAUACUUGGCCACGGGAUUCGCUGUCGCCGCUUUGAUACUCGGUGCAGUUUUUGUACGGAUACCCAAAGAUACCCGGGAGGGCUGGGACUCCGAAAUGGACUAG